Molecule: messenger RNA, 1877 nt
Organism: Strigops habroptila (Kakapo)
Lineage: Eukaryota; Metazoa; Chordata; Aves; Psittaciformes; Psittacidae
Product: extracellular serine/threonine protein kinase FAM20C-like
Exons: 10
Coding region: 195-1790 (531 amino acids)
Biological process (GO): protein phosphorylation
Cellular component (GO): Golgi apparatus
Molecular function (GO): phosphotransferase activity, alcohol group as acceptor
Source: RefSeq, a predicted model, not a curated record
CGGUGUCACCCUGCGAGGUGCUGCGGUGACAGAUCAUUCCUGAGACUCUUCCAUUGCACUGGUUGCUCUUCUGCUGUGAUGCUCUAACUCCAGAACACCUUGCUCCUAUUUUUGCACGGAGGCUGUAGCCACAACAGUUCUCUUAGCCCCAGGUGGGUGCCCACCUCUUGCUUGAGCAUCUCGGGUGAGGAAAGAUGCGACGCCGGCUGCAAACGCUUUUCCAAAGGAAAUUUAAAGUCAGUCUCCUCUUUCUCCUGUUCCUGGCCCUCCUGGUGCACCUGGUGAUGGAUUUGGCUCUCCCUGCAACCUGCAGGCACUGUGGCUGUGACACGAAAGCACUGAAAGCCUUGGGUGCCCGGUCAGGCAGCCCUAUGCUGGCCGGCCCCAAAAAGCUGAGCCUGCGAAUCCUUCAGGAUUUUAGUGGCAGCAACAGCUCCUUGGAGAAGAGCUCCCAGGCACAGGGAAGGGCUGGAGAGCUGGGGGGACAGCGCCAGCACGGAGCAGGGAAUGCAGGCCUGACUGAGAGAUCGAAGCUGGCGACACUCUUCAAGCAUCCUCUUUACAACAUCCCAAUCCCAGAGGUGACAGAGAAAGACAAGCUGUUUGUUGUCAACCCCAUGGAGAAGUUCAGCCUGCGCAGCAGCGGGAGUGACGAAUGGGUCAGCAGCAGUAAAGCCGAGACGCUCCUCCCGGCAGGGAAGACGGCCUACGACACCUACCCUACCUGGCUCAAAUUCCAUGUCGGCAUCAACCGCUAUGAACUGUAUCCCCGCCAGGACCCUCUGAUGCCCACCCUCCUCCGGGACUUGGCCACACAGAGGAUCGUCAGCUCGGUCCAGAAGUCUGGUGGGACCCAGCUCAAGCUCAUCAUGACGUUCCCAAAUUAUGGGCAGGCCCUCUUCAAGCCCAUGAAGCAAACCCGGGACCAGGAGACCCCCAUCGACUUCUUCUACUUCUCGGACUUUGAGCGGCACAAUGCAGAGAUUGCAGCCUUCCACCUGGACAGGAUCCUGGAUUUCCGGCGAAUCCCCCCAGUUUCUGGCCGUUUGGUCAAUAUAACAAAGGAAAUUCGUGACAUCACCACGGACAAGAAACUGGCCAAGACUUUUUUCAUCUCCCCAGUGGGCAACGUCUGCUUCUACGGAGAGUGCUCCUACUACUGCUCCACCGAGCACGCCCUCUGCGGCAAGCCGGACCGGCUGGAGGGCUCCAUGGCCGCCCUGCUGCCCGACAAGACCUUGGCCAAGCGCCGCUCCUGGCGCAGCCCCUGGCGCCGCUCCUACCACAAGAGCAAGAAGGCUGAGUGGGAGCUGAACCCCAACUACUGCGCUCAGGUGCGAGAGACACCACCCUAUGACAGGGGACAUCGCCUCCUCGACCUCAUCGACAUGACAGUCCUCGAUUUCCUUAUGGGCAACAUGGAUCGACACCACUACGAGACCUUCGAGAAGUUUGGGAACGACACUUUCCUGCUCCACCUGGACAACGGCCGUGGCUUUGGCACUCACUCACGUGAUGAACUGUCCAUCCUGGCCCCACUCCGGCAAUGCUGCAGCAUCAAGAAGUCAACCUACCUGCGGCUGCAGCUGCUGGCCACCCCACCCUACCGCCUGAGCGACCUGCUGCGGGAGGCACUGGCCACCGACCCCCUGGCCCCCGUCCUGGCUGAGCCCCACUUGUGGGCGCUGGACCGGCGCCUGGGGAAGGUGCUGGCGGCAGUGGGACACUGCCUGGCUGGGGCAGCCCACCCAGACAAGGUGCUGGUGGACGAUGUGGGGUCACGGGUGUGAUGGGGGGUUGGUACCCUGCUGGGUUGGGGUGUUUUGGUGAGGGUGAUACGGAGAGCGGCGUGCAUAGCAUUGGCUUUCGGCGGCGCA